AUGGACUCUACCGAUAUUCACGAUACCCCCGUCGUUGACGAUUCACUGAACGAUGCCAUGAUCGAUGAGGGCGACAUCGAGGUCACCCCCAAGACCGAAGAAGAAUACGCCCAGUCUAUUCUAACCCUUCGCGCGAUCGUGUCGUCCAAAGAAGCUGGUAUCAUCAUCGGCAAAGCUGGAAAAAAUGUCGCGGAUCUGCGCGAUGAAACCGGCGUCAAGGCUGGUGUCAGCAAGGUCGUUCCGGGUGUCCACGAUCGGGUGCUGACCGUGUCGGGUCCUCUGCAAGGUACCGCGAGGGCUUAUGCACUGGUGGCCAAAGGAUUGCUCGAAGGUGCCCCUCAGAUGGGCAUGGGAGGCAUUGUGGCGAACAACGGAACUCAUCCGGUUCGGCUUCUGAUCUCUCACAAUCAGAUGGGCACCAUCAUCGGACGACAGGGCCUGAAGAUCAAGCACAUCCAGGAUGCCUCGGGCGUACGCAUGGUCGCUCAGAAGGAGAUGCUCCCCCAGUCUACCGAACGUAUUGUCGAAGUGCAAGGAACCCCGGAAGGUAUUGAGAAGGCCGUUUGGGAAAUCGGCAAAUGCCUGAUCGAUGACUGGCAGCGGGGAACUGGUACGAUCCUGUACAAUCCCGCUGUUCGUGCGACCGCCGGCUCUACUCCUGUAAACAACAACGUUGGCAACGGAUACAGCAGCCGCCCCUACAAUCGUACCGGCAACGGUGCCGACUUCAGCGACCAGUCUGGUGGCUACAGCCGGCGAUCCAACCCGGACAUCUCCAACCGUGGCUAUCCUCUUGUCACCGAGGACGGAGAGGAGAUCCAGACGCAAAACAUCAGCAUUCCGGCUGACAUGGUUGGAUGCAUCAUUGGCCGAGGUGGGAGCAAGAUCACCGAAAUCCGCAGAAGCUCUGGGGCCCGGAUCUCAAUUGCCAAAGCCCCUCAUGACGAGACGGGUGAACGCAUGUUCACCAUUAUGGGCAGCGCCCAGGCAAACGAGAAGGCUCUGUAUCUUCUGUAUGAAAACCUCGAGGCCGAGAAAACCCGCCGCAGCCAGCUACCUCAAGAAUGA
This is a messenger RNA of Aspergillus tanneri, 1068 nucleotides long. RefSeq names its product KH domain-containing protein (gene HEK2). Bases 1 to 1068 code for a protein of 355 amino acids. The record is from RefSeq and is a predicted model, not a curated record. Gene Ontology annotation, biological process: 3'-UTR-mediated mRNA stabilization. Gene Ontology annotation, molecular function: mRNA 3'-UTR AU-rich region binding. NCBI's taxonomy places the organism in Eukaryota, Fungi, Ascomycota, Eurotiomycetes, Eurotiales, Aspergillaceae. The transcript is spliced from 2 exons. Gene Ontology annotation, cellular component: cytoplasm; nucleus.